UGUUGCAGUGCAAAGAAUCUGGUGUGCAUGCUUUGACUAAUUUAAGCAAGUUCUUGCUCAUCAAUGCAACUCAUUUUCUACAACACCCGAAGUGAAAGGGAGUUUAGAGAGGGUGGAGGAGCGGGGGAUUUAAAUUAUUAUUGAGAAAACACCUGCCUCCGGCAAUGACAGCUUCUUAAGGAAAUUCUCAAGAUACAUCUGUCUUGAUAUUUCCUCUUUUAAGUGCAUAUCAGUGGUUGCUGCAGCUAAAAACAAUGGAGCAACAGAUUAAAUCUGUAAAACUCUAUCAAAUUUGGAAAUCAAUCAACCUAAAGGUCAAAAACAUUGAUCUGAACAUAGUUCAGAAGGUCGAGAACGAAUUGAAUGACAAUAAUUUUGCGAACGAGAGGGAAUCAAAUCUCUUGGAAACCAUCGACUCCCUACAUGACAGACCGGCGAAGUCUUCGGACGUGUUUCCUCGCGUAUUUAGUGCGUACCAAGCUUUAUGCCUUGCCAUAUUAAAACAAGAAAAAGAAAGAAACAGUAAAUUAGAGGAUGCGUUCAAGCAGUGUCGAAGGUUGACGCUCAAUCUAAAACUUCCUGCAAGCCACAACAUUGCUGGUUUGAAAGAGCUUGUACAGGCUUACAAAAAAGUCGUACAUGCCCUUUUGAAGACAGCUGAUGGUUUAAGGCCAAAGGACAAAGGCCGACACAUCCUCCUUGCGGACCAAAUCAACGCAAGCCUUGAACUGCUCAUCAAAGCAAUUGCUACAUUUGAAGGGGACCAGAAAAAUUCUAGCAAGACAACUCAAACUGCAACUGAGUAUGUUCUUGGACGACUCCUUUGGUGCGUCAAAGAUACGAAUUUUGACGAGGACGCCAAUGAUUGCGGACAGUUUUUGGAAGUGAUGGAUGAAGUUUUAGAUGCAUUGGAGGGGAAUAGCUCCUCAAACCCUGACGUAGGAAAGCUCAAAAGUACGUGUCAAACCUUGCUCACCCAUGCUAUGUCCGUUGCUCACGUAGCUCUCCAGCAAGACUGUCAAGAUAUAUUUUAUAUCAGCCAGAAGGUUCUGAGUAGGGCUGAGUCAUUGUGCAAGGAAGAAUCUGCAAAUCUGAUAAGUCUUCAACUGGGGGCGCUUGCCGACAAUCUUCUGCAGCUUGAGAUAGUCGUCAACAAUGCGUUGCUUAGACUUGUGCUUGAAGUUUUUGCUGAUGUUGAUGCUUCCAUUGCGAAACUUACGACUGCUGAUAAAGAUUCUGGAGACUUUGAGAAGCGAGUCUCUGAUUUUGACAUGUAUGUUGACAGAGUUAUGCAAAUCGGUCUGUUUGCUAUAGCUUGCAGCAGCGACGUGAAAAGAGUGUCUAGUGUGCGGAGCUGCUUGGCUAGCAUUGAAAGCUUGGAACCAGAAUUUGUUCCCUCUGUGCAAGCAAUGGUGUCUGGUAAAGGAGAUGCAGAACUGGUCAAGUUUUUUGAAAAUCAUUGGAAGAAUGAGGUUAGACGUUUGGAGACCCUUUUGGAUCAGUUGAUCGAUCCUGCUGCGUUUGCUCAGAUUGUAGCCACUCAAGUAACUGCCCUUCAGUCAUCAACAUUGACAGCUCCAAAAUUGGUGCUCUGCGCUUCAAAGCUCCGCAAUUUGAUUUCCCACCUUGAUGCAGUUGAACUGGACCUGAGCUCUGAGUUGAUUAAAAAGUUUGACUUUUACUUGGCUGAACUGCGUGCAGCUUUGGAACAGCCACCUUGCGACAAGUGGGAGAGGAGAGUGCUUGAAAGAGCGCGCCUGCUGAGUAAAUCAGUUCAAGUCAUCGCCCAAGAGCUUGUUGACCAUUCAAUCACUGUUGAAUCUCACUGGAGUGAAUCUCAAACCCAGACAAAAACAGCUUCAAUCCCAACGGAGGAUGAGAUUAUACCUGAGGAGGAACCUGCUGGACCUCGCAAUUCGCUCAACCCAUCCUUCCCUGAGAGUGUCAGAGAUUUGCCACUGGACAUUACUGAAUCUUGCAGAGGAACAAAUUUUGAGCCUAUUAUAAUGGCUGGCAAACUGAUGAACAAGGAACGAAAUAUGAUGUACAAGACGCCGCAGCAGGGCAAAACUCCUUUGUCUGUUUUGCGAAAAACUCCUGGAAAUCUCAUUUCUCACAAUGCCAGCGCCACAGUUGCAAAAGAAUUAUUCCCAUCUGAAAAUGAAGGAGUAGAUAGGGAAAAUAAUGGCGCCACAAAUGACAUGGACUCUUCAAUGGAUUUAAAUGUGACAGAAAUUUUGGAAAACCUAUCUGCCAAUGAAGACACCUUGAGUCUUUUUGCUGGAUUGGAAGAAACCAUGUGCACUGCCCUGGAGGGAUUCAAAAGGAGACGCUACAAAAUUGGCGCUUCCUUGCGAUCCAGGAAAUUGGACAAUGGUGACGUGAAGAAUUUGCCAAAAGUCGCAGAAUCUUUGCCUUCUCCCAGCAUUGGAAGCCAAGGCAUAUCUGUUGGAGAGCGUGAAACGGAUCUGUCAUUCCUGCACAAGAAAAUUGAAGAUCUCAAAAUAGACCUUGAAUCGUUUGGUAAAACCAUCGAUUCAUGCCAUGACGAGCUCUUUUAAGCUUUUUCAAACUUUUAUAAGUAGUAUUUUUAUGCAUUUAUCACGCAUUCAAUGUGUCCUAUGCACUGCCGGAUAUUUUGCCAUUUGAUAUUAUAUAUAUAAUCGUGUUUGCAAAUUUUGCAGCUAUGUGACGUGAAACAUUUAAUUCAUAGUUUUGUACUUAAUGGUGAACUUAGCUCAUUUUCAUUUUAUACUGUGGUAGGAAUAUAAACAAAGAAACUGUUUUUAGAACAUCUUUCGGCUAAUAAAAUUAAGGAACGCAA
This is a messenger RNA of Cloeon dipterum, 2824 nucleotides long. It is a transcript of the gene Spt, whose product is annotated as Spitting Image. Gene Ontology annotation, biological process: cell-cell adhesion; cell migration; cellularization. Gene Ontology annotation, molecular function: actin filament binding; beta-catenin binding. The record is from RefSeq and is a predicted model, not a curated record. Bases 255 to 2561 code for a protein of 768 amino acids. NCBI's taxonomy places the organism in Eukaryota, Metazoa, Arthropoda, Insecta, Ephemeroptera, Baetidae. Gene Ontology annotation, cellular component: membrane; adherens junction; cytoplasm. The transcript has 14 exons.